Messenger RNA from Debaryomyces hansenii CBS767, 2052 nucleotides. It is a transcript of the gene PIN4, whose product is annotated as Pin4p. The record is from RefSeq and is a predicted model, not a curated record. NCBI's taxonomy places the organism in Eukaryota, Fungi, Ascomycota, Pichiomycetes, Serinales, Debaryomycetaceae. The transcript has a single exon. Gene Ontology annotation, molecular function: mRNA binding. Gene Ontology annotation, cellular component: cytoplasm; nucleus. Bases 1 to 2052 code for a protein of 683 amino acids.
AUGGAUUUGAGAAAUCUCUCGAGUACGCCGAACCAGUUGGAUUCGGUCAUGCAGCGUCGUCCAUCGUUGUCGUCGUUGUCGUCGGCAUCGGGGUAUGCGUCGUCAAACUACGGUGGAAAUACCACACCGCAAAUCAGCAAACAGAGGAUGUCACAGGCCAGGAACUUUGGUAACGGGAACAGCAACUCGAGCACGAAUUUGCAAUCAGCAUGGUUGAACCAGGGACAGAUAUCCUCGGUUUCAGGCCAGCCUCUGAAUCAGCCUCUGAAUCAGCAUGUUGUUAACACAGUUGGACCGUGGGUUGAGCAACAACAGGCACAACAGCAAGCGGGAGUUGCGUCCUUAAGCGGACUUGAUAGCAAAGUUAUCCCACCGAAUUUGAAUGACAAGAAUUCGAGCAGUAUUAAUGAUAAUGAUAAUGAUAAUGAAGUUAAACAAAACGCAGCUAAUGAUAAUAACGAUGAUGAUGAUGAUGACAUUGAUGAUGAUGAUGAAUUGAUUCCAACAGCUAUCGUUAUUAAAAAUAUCCCGUUUGCGAUCAAGAAGGAACAAUUACUAGAUGUUAUGACUAAGUUGAACUUGCCGUUGCCAUAUGCUUUCAAUUAUCAUUUUGAUAAUGGUGUUUUCAGAGGUUUAGCGUUUGCUAAUUUUACUCUGACAGAUGAAACUUCUUCAGUAGUUGGCCUUUUGAACGGUAGAGAAAUUGGUGGUAGAAAGUUGCGUGUUGAGUAUAAGAAAAUGUUACCUGCGCAAGAAAGAGAGAGAAUAGAACGUGAGAAGAGGGAGAAAAGAGGACAAUUAGAAGAGCAACAUCGUUCGACAUCCAAUGCGUCUUUAGCUUCAUUGUUAUCCGCAGCAUCAACCACUGCAGCUACUAAGAACUUGAGUGUUAAUGGAACGUCUAAUAAUCAAACUGAGAGAUUAUUUAUUACUUUUCCUAGUGCUAGUGGUAACUUACCAUUACCACCUUCAGAGUUGAACCUUAACGACCCGGAAAUCCUAGAAUUAUAUUCUCAGUUGAUUCUUUUCCGUGAUGAUAUGGCUAAGUCUAUCUUUGAAUUAGCAUUUCCGUCAUCUUUGGGCAUCGCCCAUAGAAAGAUAUUGUCUAUCUUAUGUUCAUACUUGAACUUAUUAGAGCUUUAUGAUAAUGGAUUGAUUAUUAUUAGAAGAAAGCAAGGUCAACCUGCUCACUUAACUCAACAAUCGUCUGCACCUCAGCACUCUUCGUCGAUGAUGAAUUUAAACCAAUUACCAGGAAUUGUGUCCAAUCCUCCAAAUGGAGUGACUCCUGCGGCCCAUCCUGAAUUGUUAAGAUCUCAGUCUCAAUCUGCUUUACAGAUGCCAAGGUUAAGACAACAAUCAUCUACUCCAAUUCAACAGAAUUUUCCCCAAUAUCAACAACAACCACAAGGGCAACAACAAUCUCAACUCUCUCACCCGCAAGCAAGUGGUUCCCAAUCACAAGCUCAGCCACCUCAUCAAUCUCAGUCGCAACAACAAUCACAGAGACCUUUAUAUUCAUCAAACAUUUCUCAAGUUCAACCUUAUAAUAUGUUUCAACAGCCUCCUGCAGGUCAUGGUCAAAGUCAGCAAGUUGCAACACCAUCUAUGGGCUCAUCGAGUGCUGCAGCUUUAUUAAGAUCUUCCAAUAACAGAUCUUAUGUUGAUGUUAGGUCAACACCACCUUUAUCUACGACGUUUUCUCAACCACCGCAAUCCGGUAAUGAAUCACCUACUCCACAGCAUUAUCAUUUUGCCAAUAGUAACUCAAAUAAUCAAAUCAGUCAGCCAACAACCCCAUUGGCUAACCCAGACAUCAACUCAAGAUUUGCUCCAUUUGGCCAACAUGCUCACUUGACCGGAAGUUUUUCAUCAUUGCACAACUCCACCAAUAAUGCUUCAUCACAAGGUCCCCCAAAUCCUCAAGCAUCUCAAACAAAUGAAGAAUUCGCUGAUCCAGAGGUAUUUGCCAAUAAAUUCAACUCCAUCAAUUUGUCCGGUAAUUACGAAAAUUCAAACAUGUCCAAUUCCGGCAUUUGGGGUCCAAAAUAA